GUGUUUGUCUGUCUCUCGGUGCAGUCGUUUCACUGUAAAACUGUCAGGAAGAUGCCGUUUAACCGCAUGGACCCGAGCUGUACGGUGGGUUUUUACGCCGGAAGCAGAGCGGAUUUCCAGGCUCUGUGCUCAGACGUCACUAAGGCUCUGACAUCAUCCGAGGAGAAGUACCCCAUCUUCACGUUUGUGGAGGGUCAUAAUGAGGAGGAGAUGAGCUGUACGUCAGACUCAUUCACUCAUAUAAAGUCCAAAGACAGGCCGGGCCGAAUCAAAAAGAAGAGCUGUUUGGAGGAGUUUGUGCUCUUGUGACGCACAGACUCUGUUUCCUGUUUGGUGCUUCAGUACUUCCUCCAGUUUCAGUCAUGUGAUCAAGACUGCCACACUCACUGGCAUGUCAAGGAGAGCUGGACUAUUUUGUGUGUCCAGAACGUGGGUGAAUGUAGGUGCUUUUUUACAGACUGCUGCUGUUAUUUUCUUGUUUUUCUGUAGUUGUCGUGUGUAAAGGCACCAUACAGGAGGAUGUGACGAGUUCGCUGAGCAGGUGGCUAAGCAGAUUACAUGUGUUUGGUGUGAUGCUAAUGACAGCAGACAGUGAGGCUCUCGGACAGACGAGGUGCAGAUGUUACUCUUUGACGGGCAAACAUGGGAUUUGGCUGUUGUAAACACUGUGAUUUAGUCUCUGUUUAUGCGCUUUGCUGUUUGUCUAACUACUGUAUAAAUGGAGAGCUUUUAUUUUCAUGUUAAUUUUUUAGAGAUAAAGUAAAACAUUUCACAUCACCUCUUUUUUUUUGUUGUUGGUGUUCUGACACACAUUUCUACCCAAAUUCUUAUGACAUGUUUUCAUUACCAGUACUUUUGAGGUGUUUAUUUUCCGGUAUUCUCGUUAUUCUUAGAGUUGAUUCUCAGAGUUUUCAUUAGGUUUUUACAUCUUUGUAUAUUUAUACAGACCAAUUUAACUUCUCUGGUUAAGCAACAAAUCUGCUGUUAACAUAAGCAACUAUUGACAAUCAAUAUCAGUUAAC
This is a messenger RNA of Sinocyclocheilus rhinocerous, 1022 nucleotides long. RefSeq names its product cysteine protease ATG4D-like. Bases 52 to 309 code for a protein of 85 amino acids. Gene Ontology annotation, molecular function: protein-phosphatidylethanolamide deconjugating activity; cysteine-type endopeptidase activity. NCBI's taxonomy places the organism in Eukaryota, Metazoa, Chordata, Actinopteri, Cypriniformes, Cyprinidae. Gene Ontology annotation, cellular component: cytoplasm. The record is from RefSeq and is a predicted model, not a curated record. The transcript has 2 exons. Gene Ontology annotation, biological process: C-terminal protein lipidation; protein delipidation; autophagosome assembly.